UUUUUCAAAUAAUAGUUGUGACUGUGCGUGUGUGUUUUGCUCGAGGGCAUGUUUAUGAGGACCGGAGGGGCUCUGUGUGCAUGCGUGUCCUGAUGGCUGGACACGGUGUUUUGCAAGCGGACAAUGCUGGGGUUCAUAAAUAUUAAUACCGAUUUUUGGAGGAACAGUUGGCGUUAUUGUGGAUCAUCUGAUUUUCGGGGAAGCAGGUUCUGCUGCUGUUGCUGCUGCUGGGGCUGCUGGGGCUGCAAGGAGGAGGCGGAGGAGCUCGCGAGGGAGGAGGAGGAGGUUGGUGGAGGUUUAAUUUCACUUUUGGAUUUGCAGAUGCGGAGAGGUGGCUCCAUGGACACAGACCUGCUCUGUGUGAUUCUGCGCCCCAGGGCACCAUGCCAGUGGAAAGGAUGCGGAUGCGCCCGUGGCUGGAGGAACAGAUCAACUCGAAUACGAUACCGGGGCUAAAGUGGCUUAACAAGGAAAAGAAGAUUUUUCAGAUACCCUGGAUGCACGCGGCUAGACAUGGGUGGGAUGUGGAAAAAGACGCACCGCUUUUUAGAAACUGGGCAAUCCACACAGGAAAGCAUCAACCAGGAGUAGACAAACCGGAUCCAAAAACGUGGAAGGCGAAUUUCCGAUGUGCCAUGAACUCCUUGCCAGAUAUUGAGGAAGUUAAGGAUAAAAGCAUAAAGAAAGGAAACAAUGCUUUCAGGGUGUACCGGAUGCUGCCCUUGUCGGAGCGACCCUCCAAGAAAGGAAAGAAACCAAAGACAGAAAAAGAAGACAAAGUUAAGCAUAUCAAGCAAGAACCAGUUGAGUCAUCUUUGGGGCUUAGUAAUGGAGUAAGUGAUCUUUCUCCUGAGUAUGCGGUCCUGAAUUCAGCUAUAAAAAAUGAAGUGGAUAGUACGGUGAACAUCAUAGUUGUAGGACAGUCACAUCUGGACAGCAACAUUGAGGAUCAAGAGAUUGUCACUAAUCCUCCAGACAUUUGCCAAGUCGUGGAAGUGACCACCGAGAGUGACGAACAGCCGGUCAGCAUGAGUGAGCUGUACCCCCUGCAGAUCUCCCCCGUGUCUUCCUACGCAGAAAGCGAAACUACCGAUAGUGUGCCCAGUGAUGAAGAGAGCUCCGAGGUGCGACCACACUGGCGGAAGAGGAACAUUGAAGGCAAACAGUACCUCAGCAACAUGGGGACUAGAAGCAGCUACCUGCUGCCCAGCAUGGCGACCUUCGUGACUUCCAACAAGCCUGACCUCCAGGUCACCAUCAAAGAGGAGAGCUGUCCGGUGCCUUACAACAGCUCCUGGCCCACUUUCGCAGACCACCCCCUCGCUCCCUCCGUGACCCCAGCGCCCAGCAGCAGCAGACCAGACCGGGAGACGCGUGCAAGUGUCAUCAAGAAAACGUCAGACAUCACCCAGGCCCGCGUCAAGAGCUGCUAAGCCUUUGACUUUCCCCAGUGGUUGUUGGGAUUUUCUUGGCUUUGUUUCAUUGUUUGUUUGUAUUUUAUUUUUCUCUCUGACACCUAUUUUAGACAAAUCUAAGGGAAAAAGCCUUGACAAUAGAACAUUGAUUGCUGUGUCCAACUCCAUACUGGAGCUUCUUUUUAACUCAGGACUCCAGCCCAUUGGUAGAUGCGUAUCUCUAGAGCCUGCUGGAUCUCCCAGGGCUGCUCCCUCAAGUUCAAGGACGUCAUAGGACCAACACCCACAAGGGCAGUGGAGGUGCUGCAUUGCCUGCGGUCAAGGCCAGCAUGGUGGAGUGGAUGCCUCAGAAUGGAAGAGAAAAUGUGAACUAGCUGGAAUUUUUUAUUCUUGUGAAUAUGUACAUAGAGCAGUACUAGCGACGUUGCAGUCUGCUUCUGCACCUUAUCUUAAAGCACUUACAAAUAGACCUUCUCAUGAUCUUGCUCUAUUUCAUAGCACAUUCAGCCUCUCCCUUCCCUGCCCUCGCCCUUGGCACCCAUCCAUCCACCCACCCA
Messenger RNA from Talpa occidentalis (Iberian mole), 1972 nucleotides. It is a transcript of the gene IRF2, whose product is annotated as interferon regulatory factor 2. The coding region runs from base 384 to 1433 and encodes 349 amino acids. The record is from RefSeq and is a predicted model, not a curated record. Gene Ontology annotation, cellular component: nucleus. Lineage: Eukaryota; Metazoa; Chordata; Mammalia; Eulipotyphla; Talpidae. Gene Ontology annotation, molecular function: RNA polymerase II cis-regulatory region sequence-specific DNA binding; DNA-binding transcription factor activity, RNA polymerase II-specific. Gene Ontology annotation, biological process: regulation of transcription by RNA polymerase II; immune system process. The transcript is spliced from 9 exons.